Molecule: messenger RNA, 1222 nt
Organism: Sorghum bicolor (sorghum)
Lineage: Eukaryota; Viridiplantae; Streptophyta; Magnoliopsida; Poales; Poaceae
Product: ATP-dependent RNA helicase laf-1
Exons: 2
Coding region: 85-894 (269 amino acids)
Source: RefSeq, a predicted model, not a curated record
AUUGCUUUGUUCUUGGAAACAUAGUGCAACAAACAACUGCAAGCAAAGCUCUACUAUACUCUUCAAUACACGACUACGUGAACGAUGGCUGACGAGUACGGCCGCAGCGGCUACGGCAGGUCCGGCGCCGGCGACGACUACGACAGCGGCUACAACAGCAAGUCCAGGACUGAUGACUACGGCCGUGGCGAAGGUGGCUACAACGAGUCCGGCGGCGACGACUACGGCCGCCGCAGUGGCGGCGAUGGGUACGACAGGUCCGGCGGCGACGACUACGGCCGUGGCACCGGCGGCGGUGGGUACAACAAGUCCGGCAAGGACGACUACGACGGUGGGUACAACAAAUCGGGCACCAACGACGACGAGUACGGCCGCCGUGGCACCGGCGGCGGGUACAACAGCAAGUCCUCUGGCGAUGACGCGUACACCGGCGGCGCCGGGUACAACAGCAAGUCCUCUGGCGACGACGACGCAUACACCGGCGUCGGGUACAACAGCAAGUCCUCUGGCGACGACGCAUACACCGGCGGCGGGUACAACAGAAAGUCCGGUGGCGCGGACGACGGCGAGUACGGUUCCUCCCGGGACGACGACGACUCGGAGAUGUACAGGAAGGAGGAGAAAGAGCACAAGCACAAGGAGCACCUCGGCGAGAUGGGCGCCCUCGCCGCCGGCGCCUUCGCCCUGUACGAGAGGCACGAGGCGAAGAAGGACCCGGAGCACGCGCAGCGGCACAAGAUCGAGGAGGGCGUGGCGGCGGUGGCGGCGCUGGGCAGCGGCGGCUUCGCGUUCCACGAGCACCACGACAAGAAGGAGGCCAAGGACGCGGCGGAGGACGCCGAGGAGGAGUCCGGACGCGGCGAGGGGAAGAAGAAGCACCACUUCUUCGGCUGAUGAUGGAGCUGCUGCUGCUCUUCGCUACUCCAACAAGCAGCAUGCAUGCUUGCAUGCAUGCAGCAGCCAGCUGGAGAAUAAAAAAACUCAGUGUAUCCGUUUAUGUAUGUAUGUAUGAUGAUGUGCCGGUAUCACUGUGUAGUUAUACUGUGAUGGUGUGUCUGUGUAUGCUGUUAGCUUUGUGCACUGUGGAGAGUACGUGUAGUGUGUGUUUAUUUGGUGCAUGGUUACGGACUUACGGUGUGCAUGGCUGCAUGUGCAUUUGCCUAAUAAGUUGUUUUUCACUCCUAUGUGGUAUAUAUAUGUAAAUGUUUUAAUUUUCACUUGA